AUGCCCAAGAUAGGGCCAAAAAAGCAAACCCCCCUUGAAAAGGCCCAAAAAAGGGGUCUGGUGGCCUGUUGGUUGUCUGGUGGCCAGGGAGCGGAGCUCCGGUGGCGGCCGGGUGGCUGGGCGGCGGCUGGAAAAAACUGCGCCCGGGGAGCGAACGGAGCCGGGCUGCCGGCAGUUUUGAUAGGCGGCGGUCGGAAGGUGAGCGGCCGGCGGCGGCAACGCAGGGAGGCGGAGACGGUGGACCUGGCCGACGGGGAGCCGGAGCGGCGAUAUGGAGCGGCCGGCGGCGGCAGUUCGCGGCCGGCGAGAGCCGGAGUAACAGCGGCGGCGUCCGGAAAAGGACGGAGGGGCCGCCGGCGGGGGUCGCGAGGCCGGACUGACAGGUCUGACAAGCCUGUCAGUCCGGGAGCUGAGCUCCGGUUGCGGCCAGGUGGCACGGCGGCGACCGGAAAAAACUGCGCCUGGGGAGCGGACGGAGCCGGGCUGCCGAAAGUUUUAAUAGGCGGCGGCCGGAAGGUGAGCGGCCGGCGGCGGCAGCGCAGGGAGGCAGAGACGGCAGACCUGGCUGGCGGGGAGCCGGAGCGGAGAUAUGGAGCGGCCGACGGCGGCAGUUCGCGGGCGGCGAGAGCCGGAGGAGCAGCGGCGGCGUCCGGAAAAGGACGAAGGGGCCGCCGGCAGGGGCCGCAGGGGCCGGACUGA
Messenger RNA from Cryptomeria japonica (Japanese cedar), 699 nucleotides. RefSeq lists its product as uncharacterized. NCBI's taxonomy places the organism in Eukaryota, Viridiplantae, Streptophyta, Pinopsida, Cupressales, Cupressaceae. The record is from RefSeq and is a predicted model, not a curated record. Bases 1 to 699 code for a protein of 232 amino acids. The transcript is spliced from 2 exons.